This is a messenger RNA of Polyodon spathula (Mississippi paddlefish), 1715 nucleotides long. RefSeq names its product proteasome inhibitor subunit 1 (gene psmf1). Gene Ontology annotation, biological process: proteasome-mediated ubiquitin-dependent protein catabolic process. The record is from RefSeq and is a predicted model, not a curated record. Bases 103 to 906 code for a protein of 267 amino acids. The transcript has 7 exons. Gene Ontology annotation, molecular function: endopeptidase inhibitor activity; proteasome binding. NCBI's taxonomy places the organism in Eukaryota, Metazoa, Chordata, Actinopteri, Acipenseriformes, Polyodontidae.
GCUCAACACCAUGUAGCACAACACGUGAAACGAACGGAAAACGCAAGUAAACGCAGUUUGUUUUGAGUUUCGAUUCAGCGUUUUGUUGACUCAUUAGUCAAGAUGGCUGGUUUGGAGCUGCUGUAUAAUUCUGUCAUCGAUAGCGUCGCGUCGCCGCAGGAUGCCUUGCUCUGUUUCGUGCAUUGGGAAAUUAUAAGACACGGCUAUAAAUGCCUUGGGACUGGAGACCAGCAAGGGAUCAAUGACAGGAGAUCGGAAUUGCUGCCUGCUGACUGGAACGAAAGCCGCGAGCUCUACACACUGCGUUACGAGUCCAAUGAUAGCAAAGCCCAGCUGCUUGUGAAAGCCAUCACUGUGGACUCCUCCGUCAUUUUCAACGUCAUGCGUUCCGGCUCGGAUCAAGUUGCGGAUAUGACAGUGAGCCUAAGCGAUUAUGUGAAUUGUGACCGUCUUCACGAUUUCGACAGGGUUUUUAAGAACACAGAAGAACUGGGAGGGCGAGUGCAGUCAGCAAUCCUUUCUUCUGGGCCUGGGUCCAGGUCUGGGUCUGGGAAGGGUAAAGAACCCGCCAAGUCCUGUAAUAAGAGCCUGCAGGAUGAGGACCCUUUCCGAAUACCAGCAAGAACGCCUGCCAGGCAGCCUGGCUGGGCUGAGCCCAUGAACCCUUUUGCAGCUGGAGGAGCAGAUUUAGAUCCCUUCGGGGGCCGUCCAGGGGGGAUGAUAAUGGACCCGCUGAGAGCUGGUUUUCCAAGAUCAGGAUUGGAUCCCUCUGCCGGGAUCCCAAUGAGACUUCCCCCAGGCGCUGUUCCGCCAGGAGCCCGGUUUGAUCCCUUCGGACCAGUCGGAAGGCCAGGCCCAGAUCCGGAUCACAUGCCCCCUCCUGGGUAUGAUGACAUGUUUAUGUAAUGCUGAACCAGUCCAACGCCUUUGUUAGCACUUUAAACAUCGCUGGACAAAAAAGGAAAAAAAAAAAAAAGACAUCUUGGUUUUAAGGAUCCUUUAAAAAAUAAUCAAACAGUAACGAAUCAUUAAAAAUAACCAGCUAUAGCAGUAGUGUUGUAAAUAUGUAACAAAGGUAUUAUGAGAAGGUUUGUAAUUAGUUCCAUUCCUUUGUAUUCCUAAUAGAUACUUGUUAUUAGACUGUUAACCUAAAGAACAAGGUUUCUGUCUGUUUAAAGGACUCAGUCUCGCUUCGCAAUGUGUAUAAGCUUGCAGAAUGCAUUUGAAAAUUUAGUGGGUUAAGUGUGCACUGUCUUCAUUAAUGACAUUAAUAAGAACUAUCUUAGGGUGAUAGUGCUGGUGAACAUUCACAGCACGAGGCACCAAAGAAUAUCAGUGUUGAGGGGUGCGCUUUAUUAGGCAAGGUCUGUACUGGGUAGCUGACCCCCAGAAUAAGAAAGAAACAAUCAGACAGAAAGCCUGUCUCUGCUUGUCUUCUGUAACCUGGUUUCAGCAGCUCACUGUGUUGCUGUGGAGCAAAACCAUGUUAAAAUAACAGUGUGUUUCAUUAAAGACAAUGCAGUUUGUGUCUUACAGGUCAGCGCAUGUGUUAAAUAUAAUAAAACUGUGUUGUCCUGAAUAGAGCAUUUCACCCAAACUGGUUUCUUUUAGCAAGUAUGACAUUACAAGUAGCAGCUCUGGGUUUAUUUUUUUAUUUUUAUUUUUUGGUUCUUGUAAUUAAAUGCUUUAAUAAAGCCAUGUUUUUUGAAAUAUUA